This is a messenger RNA of Drosophila subpulchrella, 653 nucleotides long. It is a transcript of the gene mRpL51, whose product is annotated as 39S ribosomal protein L51, mitochondrial. Gene Ontology annotation, cellular component: mitochondrial large ribosomal subunit. The transcript has a single exon. The record is from RefSeq and is a predicted model, not a curated record. Gene Ontology annotation, molecular function: structural constituent of ribosome. NCBI's taxonomy places the organism in Eukaryota, Metazoa, Arthropoda, Insecta, Diptera, Drosophilidae. Gene Ontology annotation, biological process: translation. The coding region runs from base 88 to 612 and encodes 174 amino acids.
CAGCACUAACAGCUGUGCCGGCCGUGUUUUUUUCGCCUUUUUCCAGACUGUGUUUACAAUUAUCUAAUCGUAAAUUAAAAUAAAGCCAUGUCCUGGCUGGGAAGCGCUAUUCAGAAGCUGGGCAAAGCCACGCUCCUGGCAGUGGGUGGAAAGCCCUUGGCUCCCGUGGCAUCUACGAGCUCCACGGUGCGGCAGUUAUCCCACGCCGAGCGAAGAGCACGCGGUCCCACUGUGCGGCGCUAUGGCUACGAGGACAAGAUCUUCAAGAGCGGACUGCUGCCCCAUGUGGACAACGGUCACAAGCUGCCCAUGCCCGUGUACCGGCCAAAGAACGCCUGGGCCAAGAAGCGGGCACUGUUUGGCCAGAACGACUACAUCGACAUUCUGGGCAGCGAUCGACUGCAUCCCGUGAAGGUUCUCUACACCCUGCCCUCCUGGCUGCGCGGCGUCUCCGGCAAUGAGUACCAGGUGCUGCUCCGCAAGCGCAGGCUGCUCGAGAAGUCCAAAUAUCCUGUGGCCCGACCCACCAAGUGGCGGGAAAUGGAGAAGCGCAUCCUCUAUCUGUACAAGUUCCUCAAUCGCAAGACCAAGACGGGCUAUUCACACCAGUAGAUCCAUUAAGAUCAAAUAAAAUGUUUUGUUUUAAUCUGAUA